This is a messenger RNA of Phyllostomus discolor (pale spear-nosed bat), 769 nucleotides long. RefSeq names its product heat shock transcription factor, X-linked member 3-like. Gene Ontology annotation, molecular function: DNA-binding transcription factor activity; sequence-specific DNA binding. The record is from RefSeq and is a predicted model, not a curated record. The coding region runs from base 1 to 624 and encodes 207 amino acids. NCBI's taxonomy places the organism in Eukaryota, Metazoa, Chordata, Mammalia, Chiroptera, Phyllostomidae. Gene Ontology annotation, biological process: regulation of DNA-templated transcription. The transcript is spliced from 2 exons.
AUGGCUAGUUCAGAUUCCGAUGAGAUGGACGAAGCCACGCCGGCCACAUCAGACAGAAGAGCACCACCAAUAACGGUGCGAGCCGACGCAUCCCCUGAGGAUCCGCGGCGGGCCACGGAGAUGGAGGUGGACCAAGCCCCGAGCCCGGAUCCCAACUCUCAAGACAACCCGAAAUCGAAGAAUGCGAAGGAAGGGAUCAGCGAGGUUGAAGGAAGCAACAGUCUUUUCCGGCUGCCCUUCCCCAGGAAACUGUGGCGGAUAGUGGAGGACGACGCGUUCCCUUCCGUGCGCUGGAGUCCCAAGGGGGACACCGUGGUCAUCGAGGUCGACCUCUUCCAGAGGCAAGUUCUCAGCCUCAGGGGCGCGGAGAAGAUCUUCGAGUCCGACAGCCUGAAGACUUUCAUCCGUCUGAUGAAUCUCUACGGGUUCUGCAAAAUUCGCUCGGGCACCUCGAUUUGCCGUCCGGGACCCCGAAGACGGAUGAUCUACCGCAACCCCAACUUUCAAAGAAACAAGCCUUCGCUCCUGAAGAACAUCAAGAAAAGAUACAAGUGGAUGACCACUGCUGCCUCUCCAGGGAGCGGCGCGCCACCUCCCAAGACCAGGAAGAGGCGAUCGUUGUGAGCCGGACGCGGAGGGCCCUUCGGAUCGCCUGUCCGUCUUCUGCGAGCACAUUCCCGAAGAUCCAGGACCCGGAGCGCCCACAUGACAGGCAGCAGUCACUACCUUAUCACCACUAACCCAUGGUAGUCAAUAAACAAUCCAAUUG